GGUCACCGAUAUAGUACUGCAAUGUUGUUGUUCGAUUACACGAUAAGGCGAUUGGCAAAUGUUGCAAGUCACCUCUAUUCUCACAGUUUUUUCCCAUUUUCAAAUAAGUUAUUUCAGCCUUUCGAUGAAGAAGCGGAUAAAGAGAGACGCCGCAAGCGUUUAGAGCGAAACACACGCAUUGGAGGUGCUAUCGUAUUUGGAGGCACCGUAGCUAGUUUCGUUGCGUUUUGCUUAUACUAUGGUCGAGCUAAACGCGAUGAGGCUGGAAACAUUGUAACGGAUGAAUACACAGGUUCCUACCUAGCGCCGUUCUAUCGAAUAGCAAACAGCUUUCGGGUUUGGAGGGACUUCGUGGUGGAGCCUGCUCGCGAGCAGCUAUUACCUGAUCCUCUUCCUCAUCCAUAUAUUCAACCGAAAUAUACUUUGGUAAUCGAAAUGAAGAAUGUUCUAGUGCACCCAGACUGGACGUAUAAAACCGGAUAUCGAUUUGCGAAACGUCCAGCUCUGGACUAUUUUCUUGACGUAGUAGGAUACCCGAAUUUCGAGGUUGUGAUUUACACCAGUGAAUCUAUGAUGACUGCUCAUCCAGUAGUGGAUUCGUUUGAUCCGAAACAACGUAUCAUGUACAGAUUGUAUAGGGAUUGUACGAAAUACAUGCAUGGGCAACAUGUCAAGGAUUUGUCAAAAUUGAACCGUGACCUAUCAAAGGUUAUUUUCAUCGAAGUUGAUCCUAAAGCAGCUCAACUGAAUCCUGAAAAUAUGUUACUUGUACCUGAAUGGAAGGGUAACAUGGAUGACACCUCACUUGUGGACCUCGCCGAGUUGCUCAAAACUAUUCACCUCUCUGAUGUGGAAGAUGUUCGACCGACGUUGCAGUACUAUUCGCAGUUUCCAGAUCCAGCAAAGGAAUUCCGAAGAAGAGCCAUCUAUUUGGCGGAGCAGGAAGAACAGAAAAGGCAUCAGCGCGAGGAGGAAGGUCAUUCCUUACUCAAGAAGUAUUCCGGUCGUCUGUUUGGCUUUAGGCGACAUGCGCCCACAUAA
Haemonchus placei is the source of this 1041-nucleotide messenger RNA. NCBI's taxonomy places the organism in Eukaryota, Metazoa, Nematoda, Chromadorea, Rhabditida, Trichostrongylidae. The record is from the annotation of a GenBank genome assembly.